Thermothelomyces thermophilus ATCC 42464 is the source of this 3022-nucleotide messenger RNA. RefSeq lists its product as uncharacterized. NCBI's taxonomy places the organism in Eukaryota, Fungi, Ascomycota, Sordariomycetes, Sordariales, Chaetomiaceae. The record is from RefSeq and is a predicted model, not a curated record. Gene Ontology annotation, molecular function: AMP binding; acetyl-CoA synthetase activity. The coding region runs from base 181 to 2184 and encodes 667 amino acids. Gene Ontology annotation, cellular component: cytosol. The transcript has 7 exons.
CCCCUCUGUUCUUUCUCUCUCUCUCCCGGACUUCUCCAUCCUCUUUCCGCGCUCAAUCUGUAGCCAUUCUGUGAAUCGCACUGAGCUUGCACGCAACACCGACCACCUCCUGUGUCCUCCGAGCAAAAAGCCGCUACCUUACCCCGCCAAGCCGACUCCGACCCCUCCAUCGCCGCCAUCAUGGCUCAAGACGCUGCCAAGGCCCCCGUGGUGGCCGAGGCUCAUGAAGUCGACACCUACCAUCCCCCGAAGAAGAUGCUCGAGAAGCACCCAAGCAAGCCUCAUCUGAGCGGUCUCGAGGAAUACCAGCGGCUGUACAAGGAGUCCAUCACAGAGCCCGACAAGUUCUGGGGGAGACUGGCCCGCGAGCUGCUCACCUGGCACAAGGAUUUCCAGACGGUGAGGAGCGGCUCUCUCGUCAACGGUGACGUCGCUUGGUUCCUCGAGGGCGAGAUCAACGCCUCGUACAACUGCAUCGAUCGCCAUGCCUUCAAGGAUCCCAACCGCGUCGCCAUCAUUUACGAGGCCGACGAGCCGACCGAUGGCCGGACCGUGACCUAUGGCGAGCUCCUGCGCGAGGUUUCGCGCGUCGCCUACGUCCUCAAGAGCCUGGGCGUGCGCAAGGGCGACACCGUCGCCAUCUACCUGCCCAUGAUUCCCGAGGCGGUCAUCGCCAUCCUCGCCUGCGCCAGGAUCGGCGCCGUCCACUCGGUUGUCUUCGCCGGCUUCUCGGCGGACUCGUUGCGCGACCGCGUCCUCGACGCUCGCUCGCGGGUCGUCAUAACCGCGGACGAGGGCAAGCGUGGCGGAAAGCUGAUCGGCACCAAGAAGAUCGUGGACGACGCCCUCCGGCAGUGCCCCGACGUCACGGGCGUCCUCGUCUUCAAGCGCACCGGCGCCGACAUCCCCAUGACCAAGGGCCGCGAUGUCUGGUGGCACGAGGAGGUCGAGAAGUGGCCCGCGUACAUGGCGCCCGAGCGCAUGAGCGCCGAGGACCCGCUCUUCCUCCUCUACACAUCCGGCUCGACCGGCAAGCCCAAGGGCAUGAUGCACACGACCGGUGGUUACCUCGUCGGCGCCGCGGCCACGGGCAAGUACGUCUUCGACAUCCACGACGGCGACCGCUUCUUCUGCGGCGGCGACGUCGGCUGGAUCACCGGUCAUACCUAUGUCGUCUACGCCCCCCUGCUCCUCGGCGUCUCGACGGUCGUCUUCGAGGGCACGCCGGCCUAUCCCAACUUCUCGCGUUACUGGGACAUCAUCGAGAAGCACAAGGUGACGCAGUUCUACGUCGCCCCGACCGCCCUGCGCUUGCUCAAGCGCGCCGGUGACCAGCAUGUGCGCAACGAGAUGAAACACCUCCGCGUGCUCGGCUCCGUUGGCGAACCCAUCGCCGCAGAGGUCUGGAAGUGGUACUUCGAAGUGGUCGGCAAGGAGGAGUCCCAGAUUGUCGACACAUACUGGCAAACCGAGACCGGCUCGCACGUCAUCGCUCCGCUGGCCGGUGUGACGCCGACGAAGCCCGGCUCCGCCUCUCUCCCGUUCUUUGGCAUCGAGCCCGCCAUCAUCGACCCCGUCUCGGGCGAGGAAAUCCACGGCAACGAUGUCGAGGGCGUCUUGGCCUUCAAGCAGCCGUGGCCAAGCAUGGCCCGGACCGUCUGGGGCGCCCACAAGCGUUAUAUGGAGACGUACCUCAAUGUUUACAAGGGCUACUAUUUCACCGGUGAUGGUGCCGGCCGGGAUCACGAGGGCUUCUACUGGAUCCGGGGCCGUGUCGACGACGUCGUGAACGUCAGCGGCCACCGUCUGUCGACCGCCGAGAUCGAAGCUGCCCUCAUUGAGCACGCCGCCGUUGCCGAGGCCGCUGUCGUCGGCGUCGCGGACGAGCUCACGGGCCAGGCUGUCAACGCUUUCGUCUCCAUCAAGGACGGCAACGAGCCGUCUGAUGCUCUCCGCAAGGAGUUCAUCCUUCAGGUCCGCAGGAGCAUCGGGCCGUUCGCAGCUCCCAAGGCUGUGUACAUCGUCCCCGACUUGCCCAAGACGCGCAGCGGCAAGAUCAUGAGGCGCAUUCUGAGGAAGAUUCUCGCUGGCGAGGAGGACCAACUCGGCGACAUUACCACGCUCUCGGAUCCUUCUGUCGUCGAGAAGAUCAUCAACGCUGUCCACGAGGCCAAGAAGAAAUAAGGGGCGGGUGUCGCUUUGUAUUUGGCGGAUUUGGAGGUGUACUAUCAGGGUUUUACCAACGUCUCCUUGGUUGUGCCUGGAUUGUCAUGAUUUCUAAGGGCUGGGUUAUGUGUCGAUGGGGAGGCUUCUUGAGCCAGUCCUCCUUCUUUGCUUUUGAAUAGCGUCGCUAUCUGUUGUUCUGUGGUUCUAUGCAAGCUCCAAUGAUCUAACCAUUGGAUGGAUGCCUACGGAGCACAUACAUAUAUGUAUGUAUGUACAUAUGGUGUGACUCCUGACCUGAAAGGAUCAGUAGUUUAAUCCGUACAGUUAGAAGUUGGACGGUGUUGGCAGUGCCCUGCUAACGUGGCUUCGUCAGCGUGGCCCCCCUCCCCGGCCGGUGUUUCUCAGCACCAACGAUGAUGUGGGAAGGAGGCUGCUGGCUUUGUCAACCUCCUUCCUUCCAACUCCCCCUAUGUGCGCUGAUUUUUGUUCUUUUGUUUCUUGUCGGAGAUUGAGGGCGUUGCUGUGGUUAUGUCGGCACUAAACUCCGAUGCCAAGUCCCUUGGGCAAGAGGACGCGUCAACAAUUUCUACCAAUGCCACCGCAGCUCGCUGUGGGUGGUCCAAGAGUUCUACUUGGCGUCUGGAGAGUGCGGGAUGGGAGGAAGUGUGGCAGUGGACGAUGUGGUUACGACGCAGGGCACCUCGUCCCUCCUUGCCCUCCUCUGCUGCGUAGGUAGACGUGUGCCUAUGUAAAUACGAAGGCUUCUCAAAAUCUAGCAUUGUUUUUGCGCAUUUUCGGCAGUACGGAUUAAUUACGUCUUGUUGCUUGCCCGCAGUCUCGACGGGAAUACCGUUGU